CUAGUUAGCUGCACGUGUAGUCUUUCUUUUAGGUUUAUAAUCACGAUUACUUUAAAGUAUUCAUGUGAAAUAGACCCGAUAAGUCCUAUCAACCGGAUCCUACAUCGCCAGUCGGAUAACUAAAAUGCGAAGGACAACCGAAACGUACGUGUCCCAUAAAGCGACCGUCGCGUAUUCGGAACGUCGAACCGACGACUAGUAGACAAGAGAGAAAGACAUGAAUUCCUCUUAUAUAUGGGGAGAAGACGACGAGUGGGGGGAACGUUACUAUUUCACGUAUUACAGCGAAUUGGAGGAUCGAAAGGAGAUCAGCAGGAUGGUCGAGGUGGUGGUACUGGGUGUCAGCUUCGUUCUAGCUGUUGCUGGCAACUUGGUACUGGCUAGCUGCAUACUCAGAUACAAGGAAUUGAGAACACCGACGAACAUGUGCCUGGUGAACUUGGCCGCUGCAGAUCUUUUAUUUACCCUCGGCGUGCCAGCCGUCGCUUACACUAGAUACACGCAGUCCUGGCGCCUUGGGGAGACCAUUUGCAGAUUACUACCCUACACCCAGUUCGUCUGUGGCUUCGUACUUCUAUGGACGUUGACGUUUAUAUCGAUGGACAGGCAUCGAUGUUUGGCAAUAGCUCCUUACAGAAGUGCCUUAACGAUGACCAAGGUUUUAGCGAGCAGUUUCGUCAUUUGGAUCAUCGCAGCUUUCGUUUUUUUACCUAUUGUAUUUUGGUUCAGGCAGAAGCAGGUAGGCAAAAGUAACUCGAUCUCGACCAUCAUCUGUACUUUAAUAUUCCCACGAAACGAAAUUGUAAACAUUUCGUUGUGCUACACGAUACCGAUCAUCCUCCUAGCUUGCCUUCUACCUAUGGCUCUUCUCGUCUAUCACUAUCAACGAAUCUUCCAAAAAAUUCUCGACACACGAAACACGUGGGCUGUCUCCUGUGUGGCACAAGGGUUGGAGAGUGGUCGCAAGAAUGGUGCAACAGGUAGAAGAGAUUCGGAACUGUCGGUUGUCGGUACGUUACUACCUUGGGCUGGAAGAAAACUGUCUAGCGCAUCGGUUACAGGUGGAAAAGCUCGUGCCGGUAGCCUCUCUCAGCACGAAGAAACGCGAUUGUACAAACAUCUUCGAGUUGUACGAAUAUUACUGUUGAACGUGAUAGCCGUAUUGGUAAUGUGGCUUCCAAUUACUAUCGUCGUGCUAUUGAUUUACGUGGACGGUAAAAGACCUACCGAGGAUACGAAUUUCUUCUUGAGAUCGCAUCACUUCGUUUGGACUCUGAUCCUCGCGCAAUUCAACACCAUAGUUAAUCCUCUUCUUUACGGCGUGCUCUCGGAAAACAUUCGAGUUUAUUUCGCUAAACUGUGGAAACGGCCAAGAUUCGACACUAAUUCCAGAAGCGUAGAGCACGCAGGUUCCAAGAAGAGCUUGAAAUCGUUCCAAGCAUUUCAAGCUCGGUUAGAGACGAUUAAAACUCCUCCCGGUAGCUUAACAAAUCCAUCCAAUCAUUUGAAGAGAAACUCCUUGAGUAAUAUAGUAGGCAGCAUCGUUGAGGUACCCAAUUCGGAAAAAUUAUGA
Messenger RNA from Habropoda laboriosa, 1573 nucleotides. RefSeq names its product free fatty acid receptor 4-like. The transcript has 6 exons. Gene Ontology annotation, biological process: G protein-coupled receptor signaling pathway. Gene Ontology annotation, cellular component: membrane. NCBI's taxonomy places the organism in Eukaryota, Metazoa, Arthropoda, Insecta, Hymenoptera, Apidae. The record is from RefSeq and is a predicted model, not a curated record. Bases 218 to 1573 code for a protein of 451 amino acids. Gene Ontology annotation, molecular function: peptide binding; G protein-coupled receptor activity.